CACAGCUAUACACACUCACACACACUAUACAGAAUAGAUAAUACAAUUACAGAUCCAUUUCAAUACAAUACCUUGCCUCUUUACCUGCUCCUACAUUGCCUCUUUACACAUUCAUUUUUGCACAUUUUAGCAUCAUCUUAACAACCACCAACCAAACCCUAAAAAUACCAUUAUCUUUUUCUUUGCAUCUUUGCUUUUACACAAACCCUUCCUUUUUAUUUUUCUAUUUUUUUUUUUCAUUUUCCAACUAUACAUUAUACACCAAGCUCCAACAAAUAAUAAUCAUGGCAAUCAUUUUCUCUCUCUAACAGAAAAAAAAAACAACCUUUUCAUUUCUCUCUCCUAAAAAAACAAACAAAUCCUGUUCCUUCUUAACUCUUCUUCUCUUAACAGAUCCUGUUCUUUCUUUCUUUUUCUGAAACAAUUUCUUCAAGAAAAAAAGAGAGUGACCCUUUAACCAAAGCUUUCACCUUUAGAUCUGUUAAUGUUUGUUUUGUUAGAAAACAAUGGAAACAAUUCGUGUUUCUUUGUUUCUCACAUGAAAGUUUCUUGCUUUCUUGUUUAACUCUUAAAAGGGUUUGUUCUUGUUUUCUUGAAUUGUGUUGUUUUGAGGUUUUAUCACUACUAGUGAGUGUAGAGAGUGAAAAAGGGUCACAGAUUCUGUGAACAAUGUUGGCCAUUGGAAGUCCUAUCACUAGUAUCCAUAUAAGCACUACUUGCACUUCUUUGCUCAAAGAACUCGAGCAAAUAUGGAACGAUAUUGGAGAGAGCGAAAAGGACAAAGACCGUAUGUUGAUGGAGCUAGAAAGGGAAUGCUUAGAUGUUUAUAGGAGAAAGGUUGAUGAAGCUGCCAACAUCAAAGCACGCUUUCAUCAAUCCCUUGCAGCCAAGGAAGCUGAGAUUGCAACGCUAAUAGCUGCACUCGGGGAACAUGAUAUGAGCUCACCGAUUAAGAUGGAAAAGAGAUCUGCAUCGCUGAAGGAGAAGCUUGCAUCUAUCACACCAUUGGUCGAAGAAUUGAAGAAGAAAAAAGAAGAAAGGUUGAAACAGUUGGCAGAUAUUAAAACUCAAAUAGAAAAGAUAAGCGGUGAGAUUUGUGGAAUCCAUUCUGUCAAUGAUGACGUGAGUGUCAGCAGCACAGGUGGUGUAGACGAACAAGACUUGUCACUUAGAAGACUUAAUGAAUAUCAAACGCAUCUUCGUAGUCUUCAAAAGGAAAAGUCGGACCGACUUCAGAAAGUCUUGCAAUGUGUGAAUGAGGUGCAUUCUCUCUGUGGUGUUCUUGGAUUGGAUUUCGGCCAAACGGUAGAUGAUGUACAUCCAAGUUUGCAUGGGACUCAGGUGGAACAAUCGACUAAUAUUAGCAAUAGCACAUUGGAAGGUCUAGAGAAGACCAUUCUGAAGUUAAAAACAGAAAGGAAAGCUAGAAUACAAAAGUUGAAGGAUAUUGUCGCUAACCUAUUUGAACUUUGGAAUUUGAUGGACACUUCAAAAGAAGAGAGAAACUAUUUUCUGAGGAAUAAUUCUAUUGUCACAACUUCAGAAUCAGAAAUCACCGAACGAGGUGCUCUUUCAACAGAGAUUAUAGAGAAGGCAUCGGCGGAAGUGGAAAGACUUGCUGAACUAAAAGCCAGUAGAAUGAAAGAACUUGUAUUUAAGAAGAGAUCAGAGUUAGAAGAAAUAUGUAGAUUGACUCAUAUUGAACCUGAUACAAGUACUGCUGCUGAGAAAGCUAGUGCAUUAAUAGAUUCCGGCCUGGUUGAUCCGUGUGAACUAUUAGCUAACAUUGAAGCACAGAUAGUAAAGGCAAAAGAUGAAGCUUUGAGUAGAAGAGAAGUAACAGAUAGGAUUGAUAAGUGGCUAUUUGCUUGUGAAGAGGAAAAUUGGCUUGAUGAAUAUAGCCAAGAUAACAAUCGGUACAGUGCUGGGCGAGGUGCUCACAUUAAUCUGAAACGUGCAGAACGAGCAAGAGUAACUAUAACCAAAAUUCCAGCAAUGGUUGACAAUCUUAUAAGCAAAACACUAGCAUGGGAAGAUGAAAAGAAGACUUGUUUUCUAUAUGAUGGGGUACGUUUAGUGGAAUUAUUGGAUGAUUACAAACUGACCAGACAACAGAGAGAAGAAGAGAAGAGACGACAGAGGGACCAAAAGAAGAUGCAAGAUCUACUCCUAAAUCAAAAGGAAGCCAUAUAUGGGUCUAAACCUAGUCCAAAAAAAACUAACAGCUUUAGAAAGACAAACGGUUAUCGUGCAAAUGGCAACAGCAUCGGCUAUGGCAAUGGCAAUGGAUCUAUGCCUCCUACACCUCGACGGAACUCAAUGAGCGGUACAACAUCUGAACUACACACACCACGCUCCUACUCUGGUCGUCAUAACGGAUACUUCAACGAAAUGAGAAGAUUGUCUACUGCACCUCUCAACUUCGUGGCUAUACCUAAGGAAGAUACAAUGUCAUAUAGUUGCAGUUCCGAACCCGAGUCCCCUCCCCAAGUUUAAGUUCAAAAAACCAAAAAUGGAAUAGACUAAGAUUUUCCUGUAAACAUUGUUAAAACCAGAGCAAACCUUGUGAAUAGUAUGUUGCUUGUAAUAAGCUGAGAUAUAUACAUGGACAGUGAGACUGAGUGGGAUAGCUGACAUUUGAGGACAGGAAAUUAGCUUUGGGAAGUGUUGAUACAGGUAGGGACAGUUAAGGAGACAGUGAAGAUUAAUAGUGUUUGACUAUAUGUGUGUGUUGUGGGUUUUAUUUGUUUUUCUGUGUCUCAGCUGUAUAUAUAUGAUUUUCAGCUGUAGUAAGUAACAACUAAGAUUAUUUUGAUCCAUAAUUGUAGGAAAUUAAGUUCGUGCUCAUUGUUUUGAUGUAUGUGAAUCUAUAACACGGUAUUUCUGAUUGAAGUUGUGUCUAGUGUUCAAUAUAUAUGUGUUCGAUGCUCGAUUCCAACAUAACAUUGACACUUGGUGUA
Medicago truncatula (barrel medic) is the source of this 2960-nucleotide messenger RNA. Its product is annotated as 65-kDa microtubule-associated protein 6. The record is from RefSeq and is a predicted model, not a curated record. Gene Ontology annotation, biological process: microtubule cytoskeleton organization. Gene Ontology annotation, cellular component: spindle; cytoplasm. The transcript has 12 exons. Gene Ontology annotation, molecular function: microtubule binding. Lineage: Eukaryota; Viridiplantae; Streptophyta; Magnoliopsida; Fabales; Fabaceae. The coding region runs from base 670 to 2496 and encodes 608 amino acids.